Molecule: messenger RNA, 11488 nt
Organism: Paramormyrops kingsleyae
Lineage: Eukaryota; Metazoa; Chordata; Actinopteri; Osteoglossiformes; Mormyridae
Source: RefSeq, a predicted model, not a curated record
GAACUUGCUUUUUACAUUAAAACUAAAAUGUGACCUCAUGAGAUGUUUUCAUUUCAAGCAAUUUGUGCUUUGAUUUCAGUUGUUCGAAAUAUUCAUCUGUGUGUUCCCUUCAGUUUUUCUAAAAUCACAAGAUAUACAAUCUUUCAUUAGAAAACAGUAUCCCAGCUUUAAUAGUUGACCACAUUUAUAGUACAAACCUUGUUAAUAAAAUAUGAGGGCAAAAAACAAACCAAGAAUAAUAAUUGUUCAUUAAUCAUAAUCAAGGUAAAAUGUUCAAUUAAUCGUGAUUUUGAUUUGAGGUCAUAUUGCCCAGCCCUACUUAUAAGUAUACCAAAAAUUAACGUUUUGUUGGUGGUGCAAAGUGUUGCUUUUGCAAUGCUGGUCAUAAGAAUAAAUAUGUAUGUUGCUGGGUGUUUUUUAAUAUAGAUGAUUUAGAAAAAAAAAUUAAAUGUGGUAGUUAGCAAAAGUCGUAUGACUAGGCUUGAACUUGCAUGUGUGAUUUCAAAUUGGGCACAGUUCAUGCAUAUGACAUCCUAUUUAACAGAUUGAAAUGGUCUGUGGAGAAAUCACGUUUUGUAUUUGUAUUAGGUUAGUUAAAAUAACAUUUACUGGGAGUUGUAAGUAUGUUGCUAACACUGUAUUUAGUUGGUAGACACUGCAACACUAAUAAAAUGCUGAAUGAUGUCAGAAUGCUGGGAGACUAUGAAUCAUUCUGGGCUAAAACUUGUCUAUCAGUGACAUCACAUAGAAUAUGGUCAUUAAACUGUAUAUUGCUGAGUUUCAUUUUCAAAACAAAAUGUAAAAAAUUCUGCAUGUAGAAGUUUAUUUUCUGUGUUUCUCUUCUUGCUUUGUGCCUCACAACCUUCCUGACCCUCUGGACGUACUUGAAUGUUAGUUGAAAGAUCGGCCCUUCGCGGGGUCCAUCAGCGAGUCUGCCGUUUCACCCAGGCUUCUUUUCCGCGGCUCUAGCAGCCUGUGUUUUGGUCCUCGUGGACUGUUGUCUUGACUCGCAGUGUGAAAGGGGCACUCGUUUUGCAUGGUUGCUUUCCUCCUGCGCCAUCUUUUCAAACAAAGUCUCUGACUUCAUGUAACGUACACAUAUUUAAAAAAGCAACUUUUCAGAAACUUGCAGAUUCAAAUCCUCGCAGGACAAUUGCAGCUGAGCCUUGGUUCAGUUAGGAACCAAAUCUUAAUUACUUAAAUGAAGUACUCUUACUUGGUUUUGGGACAAAAUCCCAUUUUAUUGAUGAACACCAAAGGGUUAUAUAAGUUGAAUAAAAUAGCUUUGGGCAUUCAAAUUGCAUAACAGAAAUAACCAGUGUGGUUUGCCCUUAACAAGAAUAGCCUAAGGACAAUUUACUGUAAACGUUACCAAGAGAAGAGGCUGUUUUGCACUUCUUUGUACAAAAUGCUUUCAUCUUUUCCGCUGGGUGCUUUCUCUGUAGUCUGCUAAGGUGGCACGCUGAUCAUUCUGUCCUUUGCUCUCAUUCACUUAAAUAAAUACUGAGAUGUUUUCCCCAGUGCUUCCCAUCUUAAGGCUGCAGUGAUUUCCCAUUUCCCUACCUCCCCAUGCACUGUGAUAUCUGGUCUGCUUUUGACUGUGCCGUAGUGCCAGCCAGCUGUGGCCCAGCCAGCUGUGGCCCAGCCUGGUGUGGCCCAGCCUGGUGUGGCCGCCAUUGAAUGCGCUGCUUAGACCAAUGAAAGCUGAACAAUUAAAAGAGAUGAGAAAAUUUUAAAAAAAUAUAUGUAUUUGACAGCAACAGUAGAAUCGGAGUAUGUUGAAUGACCUUCAUGUCAAAAUGUGUUUUUGUUCCCUUUUGUUAACCAUCAAGUGUUCUUUGCAAAGGAAGCUUUGGCACUGAUUACACUGCUUACAGCACAUAGUCUAACAGUUUACUUUGGAAAAUAAUAUUCAGAUUGCUGUAUUAGGUGGUUUCGAUUGAGGUACAUAUGCUCACAUUUCUAGUGGUGCGUUUGUUCCUAUAAAUAUGGCUAAAGGUUGCUCUCAUCUCUUGAGCUUCUGUAUGUGACAAACACCCCUGAUGAGUGAAUCCUUCGCUCUGGUGACUGUUCAGGUCUCUCAGGCUGUCUAAUCGCAUUACAGGUAAUCUUGCCACUGUGUCAUUUGGUGAUUUUCUCUCUUUUCCCCUGGCCUGUAUCUGUCAGGGGAGAUAUGAAUGGCUAACUGUAGACGGUGCAGGGAGGUGAGGGGGCUCGGGGCAUGGUAGCGAUGAUGCAUGAGCUGGCAUCGGGCAGGAAACCAGCAAGUGCUGGCUGCUGCGCCCAGGGGUGCUGCUUCUUCGCUCCAGGUGGAUCUCGGCCUGCGUCGGCCUGCCACGGACUGCGGCAGCUUGUGGGGCCUCACAACUGUACUGUGUCGUCGUUCUACAGUCUAUCAGUCACCCUGUUUUUGUUUCUAUUGGUAAUCAGUACGUGCAUACAUAGCAGACAACCCUUAUUUGCAUAAUAAUUAUAUUCAUAUAUGCAUGUCAUUAUAAAUUUAAAAUAUAGGGAAAUUAACGUUCCAUACUCUCUCUAAAAUGGCUAUGAUACAGUCGUGACUAACGUCUUUUCAGCCACGAUUCGACAUCACUCCUCUAAGUGACAGUUUCUCUACCAUGAUGCAUUGCGCCAUUGAACAUUUGGCACAUGUGGAAAGGUGCUUGGGAUGCGAGAGAAUGAGUGUCGAGGAGCGAUGCAUGCUGGGAGAAAAUUGGGCCAUGGCGAUUGAUAUCUCUCUACUCCCACAAAGACUGAUAUUUCCUGGAAUUGGCUGUGAGACCGUCUGUGAAUUGUAAAAGGUUCACCAGCUGCUUAAAUGUCAGCUUAUGGCAGGUAAAAAGAAGUUUUGGCUUUAACCCAUGGCUGACUGGACUGACUCGUUUCUGUAAUUUCCUAGUCACAUUUACCUUUAAAAUGCAUUUAUUAUGCUCUUAUGUUAAAUCUCAAAAAUAUGAAAUCUGAAUUUCGCUAUAAUUUAAAUUUUAAAAUGUGCAAAAAUGAUGUGAAUGCUUGGUGCAAACCGGUACCGAUUUCUAUUUUAUAUUUACUUCGUGGUUUAAGGCAGCAUUGGGGGACCGCCGUGGAGAUCACUAAGGGACAGGGACGGGCUUCUUUCUGCAGUAAACGCCCGAUAUUACCGUCCCCUUUGCUGCUCAUGCAGAGUGUUAAGUUUUUUGUUUUUUACUUUUAUCUAUGGACCUUAAAAUGCAUUUUAUCCAUAUGCGAAUUAUGCACGAAGACGACGUGCCACAUUAUCAUUUUGUAUUAUUCGUCCUGCAUAUACUGGGCGGAUCGUAUAGGCUAGUGUCACGGUGGAUUUGCUACAAAAGUAAAUGCGUCUAUAAAUACUGUGGCAUAGCUGUAUUCUAUAUUUUUUUGUUACACAUGAGAAUGUAUUACGUAUUGUGGGGGCGAUUUUUUUAAGGGCUCUGUGAUUGUCCAUGUCAAACGCUUCACGUAAGCGUUUCUUUCCGGAAAUCGCACGUGGAUUCAUGGUCCCGAAACUGAUCCCAGCAUGUGCUGAAACCCACCUCACAUUAUAGACACCUUACACUAUAAACGCUUUGGGUGCCGCUUGCAUUUCACACUGACGUCCAGUCUGAGGAAUUUUCCGGGCGAUUUUGCGGCCACGCUGUGUAUAGGCGGAGGGAUGCAUUUCACCGGUGUUAUUCAGAAAGCUUUGUGCCGUGGUCUCUGGGCGCAGCUGCCGUUUUCUUUCUACGUUGCCAUUCGUGCAUCUGUUUUUCCUUUUUCUCCAGUCGUCCCUGCCGUUUUGCGGCGGAAGAUACAGAGUUGUGUGGGUGAAGUUCUCUGCCCCAGUCUCGGUCCCUCUCGGCGCGGCAUGUGACACCCAGGCCGGUCUUUGUGUUUCGUUUGUCACUGAUCCCAACCAAGGGUCUUCCCUUGUGCUGUCCGUCCAGUUUAAACGAAUUGAAACGUCCGGCUCCUGUCUGUUUAUGAAUGUCUUUGCGUAAAGACAGGACCGCAGAAUGAGCGGGGGCAUAUGUGCUUGAGACCCGCGUCUGCUCUGCCUGGUCUUCCUCUCCUCAUUCCCUAUCAUCAGAUACGAGGUGUUUCGCCAGCUACAAUCAUCAAACCGUGGGCGCUGUUUUCAGUGCUGAAACGCAGUAUUCUGUGUCCCACAUGCGCCGGUAUAAUUAAUGUCGCUUUGUAUAUUCCUUUAAGGAUCGUUAAUAAUCGUACCCCCUUAUAACAAUCUGCCCUCUGGAGCCUAUGUCACCACUAAUCCUAUAAAGCCCCGAAAGACUACCCUGUAAUUGUGUGAUUAAUAUCCACUCCCUCUGUUGUGAGGAAUAUGUAUAUAAAUUUGUAACUGGGUAAAGCUGAUGAUGAAACAUUGUUUGCAGCAUUAAAAGUUAUGCAUGAUUGGGAUGCCUGCGGUUUUCAUUUCACCGUACAUUACUUGCAUUGUGUGACUUCAGUUACAGUAAGAAGUGUUAGCUUUUUUGUAAUUUAAUGCUUGUUUUUGUGUUUAAGGGGCUCUGAGUCUCAUUGGGGACUGUGGGAUAUUCUGUCACCAGUUCGAUUUACAAAGAAAUGCAGAAGUCAUUUCUUUAGUGUUAAACGUCAUCAGAAUUUGCUUCCUGUAACUAAUUCUUAUCUCUUUGAGGUUCUUUCGGGCCAUUUGAGAAAAUUAGGCACUUGUCCGGUUGAGGCCCCCUCCAAUCUGUAGGCUUAUUGGAUCAUCCAUCAGUCAGAGUGCUCAAGCUCAUUAGGGAUAAGAAGGUGGUGAGUUAUGCUGGCGCGAUGCCUUACUCUGCCGCGUGUUAGAUUCUCUACGAUGCCGGCCAAGCAAAACGUUUUCAUUUGAGGCACGAGAGACCAAAAAGUGUGAUAUAUCUGCACAGCACCCCCCGAAAUGCUUUAAGAUGUGCGUCAUGACAAGAGAGCCGCUGCACAGAUGGCCGGCGACGCAUUCCCUGCGUCCCGUUGGUCAGGUAAUGAGGAUGAAGCGUUGCGUGGUCCUCACAAGCGCCUCCGAGUCCUGCAUGGCAGGCAAUCGCGAGCACGAUCCUAUUCUAUUCUGCCCUGCCUUGAGGGAGCUCAUUAGGGUUUUAAUGUCAUUUUUCUGGAAAUCGCACCAAAGUUGGAGCAUCCGUGGGGAGGACGUGAAUAAAUGUAUUUGUCACUUUUCAGAACGGCAAAUUACAUAGCGUGGCUUAAUUAGGAAGUGCCGCCGUCCGCGUCUUUUAUUAUGCAGAUGAAUGGGGUCCACGCUCGCUGUUUUCCCGCAAAUCUGAAGCCAGGUGUUGACAAUCGGAACGCCGGCGGUUUUCCUGGGGAAGGAAUAGAACUGCAGAGCCCGACGAGCUGCAGUCAUGUGACAGAUGAAGAAAUGCGAGCUGUUAGUGACAUUGAUGUGCCUUGGCACUCAUUUACAUGCUGGUUUUUGCUUUUUCUAUUCUUUUCGAAAAACAUGUUGACACAGGUUAUGUGGCGGUUUCUGUUUAUUUAUACUGUGACAGUUGGGUUAUGGCAGAAAUCUGUACCCCUCUGAAUUCUCUCAUUUUAGUGGUAGCUUCUUGCAGAUUUUUAAGUGAUGCCGCAGCUCCGGUGGGCGGGAGCCUGUAAGUUCAUUAAGUCAGUCCACAUGGCUCUUGUGCACAUCCAGUCUCCCGUCAGCCUGGGAUGGCGGAGAUGGAUGCAACCCCAAAGGUAUCUGUUUGAAGGAAUCUUCUUUCGGUGCUCAGUUCGACACUUUGCUUUCUGUUAAUUGCCACCAGCUUCCUUUUGUCAUCGCUGUGCGUGCCUCAGAGACGGGUCGCCCGCUGCCUUGCUGUCCUUGUAUCGCCGCAGCUUUGGGGCAGCCGUGUCUUCUUCUUGAUGGGGGGGGGGGGAGGCAAGCUGCCUUCGCUUGCUUUCACAGUGAUUGUUUGCAGGAGAAAACCGAUCCUUGUGUAUCUCUUUGCCAGACCAUAAUUAAAAGAAAUGAUUGAACCUCUUUAGUUAUUUGGGGGAGGGUCUCUAAAUUGAAGGUGGACUCGCCUGAUCCAGCUUGUCCAUAAGAGGCCGGAAUGAGACUUAACCUGAUAUUUAAAUCCUCACUGCAGAGGGAGGCGGCGCACUGGCUGAUUUUAAGCAUGCAAAAAGUGGCCAUCAAAUAUUUAUAGCAUGGGAAGCACUGGGAAAAAGAUUUAAUCUCAAGUCCAGUUCUGCUAGAGCCAGUGCAGCAGCAGUGCACUGGGAAACCCAGCUAUUAUGUCACUUUAUUGAUUUUCCUGCAUAUUAGGAGCUUGUGCCGUUUAGUGUUCAGCCAGUUCAGAGCUGGCUGCAGUUUGCGGCUCACACUGAACUACAGUAGGAAAGUAGCGAAAACGGCUCCUCUUGUACAUUUGCAUGAAUUAUACACAGAUAAGUGGGAAGAUGAGUUAUGCAUCUUAAAUAUUGCAUUGGCCAUCAUGUCUCUGUCGUUCUGUCUCUCGCCCUGUAACAUUCAUCAGCUGAGUAGCAGAACGCACACUUCUCUUAUUUUUGGCAGCACAUUGAGCAAUCUGUCUUCUGUGAUGACGGUGCGGGCUGACGCGCUGUGCGAGACAUCCCUCCUGUGUGUGCCAUCAGUACUGUGCUCUGGACUGUCUACCCUCCCAACCUGAACUGGCCUUUGUUGUGGGUUGACAUUGCUGUCAGCCCCCCCCUCCUCUUCUUUUGAGUGAGUGAGUGAGUGGCAAAUGAGUGGGUGGACAUGAGGGGUUUGGUGAGGUGGGAUGGUGGGGGGAGGGGUUUUCACAGCCCAUGCGCACGAACACACACACAAACACACACGCACAUACUUCCUCGCACGCACACGCCCCAGCGUUCCCACCUCCAGCCUCACGCUCGGGCCGAUGCCGCUGAAUCUCUAAUGAAGAGCUCAAUUUAGCCCCGGUGAUGUGUGCAGGGCGAGGCGAGGCGGGCGCCGUGACUGGCUGAGCCACUGCUGACAUCACGCCGGCCAGCCGUUGAUUUGCCGCUGUCUCCAGGGCUCGGCCCGAGAGCCCGGGUGAUGGGCUCGAGCGGCUAGGCUGAGAGGGUAGAGCGAGGGGCCCUGGGCGGGCAGGCAGGCAGGCAGGCAGCCCGCUCCGCACAGCCCACUCCGCACAGCCCGCUUCCUGCUUCGUGCUGCCUCCGGGACUAUGGAAACUAAACCCCCCAGCUAUGGACAUAAGGCAGGCUGCUAUGUGGCAGGUCUCGGAGGGGCAUGAGCGGCUUGUGGCACGGCAGCCCUGCCCCGACCUGGCUGCGCCGCUACUGAGGGGGACAUGGGACACUUCUUUGGGGCUUCCAGCAGGCUCAGCACAAGCAGCCCCCCCGGGUCCGGCCCCCACCCGCCCUGCAGCAGAGAGCACAUCAGGUCCCCAGCAUUUGGUAGACGCUCCACGUAAUCAUCUCCGAUGAGGAUGUCCGGUACUGUCACCGGAAAAGAUGAGGCUGAGGCAGUACGGGGUCCUGAGGCUGCGAUCGCAGAGCCGGCGACAGGCCAGAAGGAGCCGGCGGAGGCCAGCAGGGAUGCCAGUCUGCACAGUGGCAGGGCUGAAUCGCAGCAGCCCGCGCUGAAGCCCGGACAGGUGGAAGACAGGCUGAAGUCUAACGCAAAGUUAAAGUUAGUUCGGAGCCUGGCCGUGUGUGAAGAGCCGUCUCCUCCCCCUAGCGCAGAACGGGCCCAAGGACUCCAGGAUAAAAUUCAGAUCCACUUCUCCCAACCGGUUGAAAAAAGUGAGCCACCCAUCAGAGACAAAGAUGAGAAGGGGAAGAACACAGAAGAAUGGGAGAAAGCCUCACGGAGGAUGCUCUCCAGAGAUUCCAGUCAGGAAUACACAGACUCAACUGGUAUCGAUCUCCAUGAGUUCCUAGUAAACACUUUACAAAAUAACCCCAGGGACAGAAUGAUGCUGCUAAAGUUGGAGCAUGACAUCCUGGAUUUCAUCAGCAACGAAAGCCAGAGGAGGAAAUUCCCCCCUAUGACAUCGUACCACAGGAUGCUGUUGCACAGGGUGGCCGCCUACUUCGGGUUAGAGCACAACGUGGACCCAACAGGGAAGUCUGUCAUCAUCAAUAAAACCAGCAGUACCCGAAUACCUGAUCAAAAGUUUUCAGAGCACAUCAAAGAUGAUAAGACCGAUGACUUCCAGAAGCGGUACAUCCUCAAGAGGGACAAUGCCAGCCUCGACCGGGACGACGGCAUGAUGCGCAUGCGGCUAAAGGACGACCGCAGAAGCAAAUCCAUAGAGGAGCGUGAGGAGGAGUACCAGCGGGCAAGAGACAGGAUAUUCGCACAAGAUGGUACCGAGGCCUUCCCACUAGACAGGAGGAUCCAGGAGAAUGAAAUCACUAACGGCACGCAACAGAGACGCCAGAUUUUUAGGCUGAAGGACGGACGGUCGGCCAGCAGCCGGCAGAGCAGCUCCGAAAAUGAGCCUCGGUACUCAGAGCUGCGGCCCUGGAGCAGUACGGACUCCGACAGUUCGGGCCGCAUUCUGAAGCCGGCCAUGACCAAGGCCGGCAGCUUCAGUGGCAUCUCGGUACUGAUCCGGGGUGACAGCUCAGGCAGCAGCAGGGGUGCCGGCCGGCUCUCCAAGACAGGUUCAGAGUCUUCUGGUAGUAUAGGGUCAUCCACGGGGUCGCUCUGUCGCUCUCAGCUGCCGGCCGCCCCCAUCCUGGGCCGGACUGCCAUACUUCCCACUCCCGGUGCCGGUGGCUCUGUGUGCUGUGAGGAAGGCAGGCCCGGCCUGGCUGUGGCUCCGGCUAGCACUGGCUACUAUUUGCUUCAGCCAGCAGGGAUGCCACCUGGCAGUGUUCUGGUGAACCCGCACACAGCAGGACAGCCCCCCCUGAACCCCGACCGCAGCACCGUGAUGUACAGCCCCACUGUGCUCCAGCCACGAGCCCGGCUCCACCAGCCCCUGCCCCAUCCGCAUCAGCCGACGCACCACAUGCUCCCGCAGCCUAUGCGCCCACUGCAGCCAUCAGCGCAGCCUGCCCAGUGCCCGGCCAUCUCGUACCCCACUCAGCUCCUACCUGCCCCCCCUAACCAGCAAAACACUGUGGACAGCCUGGGUCCCCAGUUCGGCCACUUGAGCCUGGGUCGGCAACUGUCCUCCGAGGGGCCGGACGGCCAUGCCGCCACGUACCCAGCCCCGCUGGUGCUCCAUGCCCCCCAGGCAGGGGGCUACAUGGGGGGUGUUCCCCCACAGCCUGUGCAGCAGCCUCUGCCACCAUUUCCGCAGGGAUACAUGCAGCAGCAGCCACCCAUGCAGCAGGUGCCAGCAUGCUAUUGCGCUCCAGCCCAGUUCUCACACCCAGCCCAGCCGUACCGCACCACCACCCCCGUGCACUACAGCGGGUCGCAGAGCCAGAGCCUGAUCCAGCCCAGCCAGCAGUCAGGCUGUCAGACUGUGAUGCCAAACCAGCCCCAUGGCUACCAGAGUGUGGUGGCGAUGCAGCCUCCCCCGGGCCAGAACCUCGCCGGCUGCCAGCCCAGCAAUAUGGGAAGCCAGAUGCAAGGCAUGCUGCUGCACUAUCCGUCUGCGCCGUCCUAUCAGGUGCCUGUGCCCCAGCAGACAGUGGUCCUUCCCGGGCAGUCAGGCCAGGGGAUUGUGCCCUCGCCCAGCGUGCAAGUGUACUACAGCGUGCUGCCGGCCGCCCAGCAGAGCACCAUCAGCUCCUCGCUGGGCUUCCCGCCGUGUCCCCAGCAGAUGGAGCCGACGACGUUCCCGCGGACCCCCCCAGCCUGUGGCGGGCAGCAGCACCCCCCCGAGCAGCAGCGCGCAGGUGGCUCCGCCCAACACGCAGCCAGUGUGGUCAUGCUGCACCUAGCCCUGCCCCCAAGUCACCAGCCUCAGCCCCACUCGCCCCCUCACUGGAAAUGCAACAAGCACCACAGCUUGGACUACCAGAGGGGCCCCAAACUCACAGAGUUCGCAGCUGUGGACACUUUGCAGAGCAGUCCCCCGCUGGGCAGCCCCGCCUCCUCUCCCACCCAGUCACCCGGCCCCGCCCACAUCAGCAGCAUCAAGAGUGUCCGUCCCGGCCUGGUCCCCAUACCCAUCAUGCCCCAGUUUACCCAAGGCUUUGUCCCAGGACAGGGUGAUGUGAGGUACCCCCUGCUGGGCCAGCCCCUCCAGUAUAAUGCCCCAGUGUGCCCCCCUUUACUGGCUGGCCCCCAUGUGGUUCUAAACCACCAGCAGGGUCCCACGGGAGUCCGGCAGGGCGGCAGGGGGAAGAAGCCACCGAGGAGGGCAGUGUGUACAGAUCUCAGUGUAGGUGAAGCAGUGAACGGGCGCAUCCUGGAGCUGGUGAGUCGUAAAGAGGCAAAGGCACUACUCAGCAGCCUGUGAGUGGUGGGCACCACCAUCAGGUGGCUUAUAAAACUACAGGACAGGGCUUGUGACGGUGGAUCACGCAGACCACCCUACAGCCUGGCACCGGCCUACCUUGUCCUCACCCUCUUUCCCUCCAGAUAGACCCAGUGGCUCCUUGGCAUCAUUCAGACUGAGGCUCACUCCUUGCAGUGGGACAGCUCCCAGUGAGGGAUCCCAUCCACCAUCAUCACCACAAGCACUUCCUGUUGCAGGCACUCCCCCACUUCCUGUUGCAGGCACUCCCCCACUUCCUGUUUAUGACUGCAUUGCCCUCUUGAGUUCAACAGCUGUUGAGAAUGUGUUGUGUUCAUAAUGUUCUAGCGAUUUGGAAGCAAGAUAACUUGAAUUUUUCAAUGAAUGAGAGUCCAAAAUAGUAGCCACUCGUUUUUUUCUAAAUUGACUGGAACAUAUCAAAUGGCAGCAUGUACUGUUUCUUUUUUUAGCUUUAGAUUUAUAUUUGGAAAAUUAUGUCAGACUCAAAACCUGGCUAUACAGAACUGUUUUUUUUCACAUCCAUCAGCAUCCUUUACUUUGACACCACCACCACCACCCCACCCCGCCACCCCCCCCCUCGAAAAAAAAAAAAAGAAAAAAAAAAUAUUGACUGUGUGACUACUUUCCUGCUGCGGCUGGUCUGCUGUGGAGUUCAUCCUGACCUAUGGACCAGGAUCCUUUGUGUGCCUUCUACCAGAACUCUACCAGGCCCUCUGGUAACUUGUAAAAUGAAAAGCUCCACCCCUUGUACAUAAUUUAUAAAUUAGCUAAAUAAUUAAGUCUGUUCUUUUCACAGUGAAUGUCACUCCUGUAAUGGACGCACAUGAGAGGGAGAGCCUCUGGUUUAAUAUUCCUUUUUUAACUUAAUUUAAAACCUCAAAGAGAAUAAGAGAAGACCCAUAUAGCCUAGAACACCUUUCAGGAUCUGUGACCUGCCAUCAUCAAGAGGCCCCUGCUUUCUGAAACAAGGCCAGUUUUACACUGAAACAUCGUGCUGUUGUAUUUGUACGAAGGUCCACUGCUAAGAACUGAUUCUUUGUUUCCUUCAGCAAGUGGAUCCUGAAAGGCUGUGCAAUGGUUUUCUGGUGCAAGUCAUUUUUAUUUGUUUCAAACCAAUAAACGUUUACACCAAA